Messenger RNA from Pseudo-nitzschia multistriata, 678 nucleotides. Lineage: Eukaryota; Bacillariophyta; Bacillariophyceae; Bacillariales; Bacillariaceae. The record is from the annotation of a GenBank genome assembly.
CGACAGUGGAUGUUGGAAUUGUGACUUAGUUUUCGGAAACUUCUUCAAAGUUGCCCUCGACAAGGUCGGGAACAUCAUCGUCGUCAUCGUCAUCGGCAGCUUCGGUCGCACCAACACCGGCUUGUGCGGCCAUGCUUUGAAGUUGGGAAAGGUUGUCCAUGCCCAGUUGCGAAACAAUGGAUGGUAAGAGCUCCUGCAAUGAUUUUUCCUCGUUAGGUCCGGAGAUGACAUAGGUAUUGGCUGCAAUGGCAGCCUGGACCUUGGGGUUUGUGAAAUGGAUGACCUUUCCAUCCUCCUUGAAGAGAUUGACUUCCUCAAUUCCAGGGAUGUUGGUAGCUCCAAGUUUCUUGAGCGUCGUUCCGAGCUUGGCGUCUGAUUGCGCAGCAGCACUUCGCGAUACCUUCUUGUUCUUUCUUCGGACCGAUCCCUUUCCGCCAGUUGAUGUCGAAGCCCCUCCAAAUCGCUUGGCGAUCAUUCUCGCCCGGGCCGCAGCCAUAGCAUCCGUCUCUGCCAUUGUAAUUGUUGUUUUAUUAUAUGUUUAUAUGAAUAAGUAAGAGACAGAAAACUGUACGUUCAGCAACCGGCUCGAACUAGAAGAGGCUGAAAUUCAGAUAAUUCCGUGAUGAUGAUAAAGGCAUCGCGUUGGAUACAAGAAAAGAAUAAUGUGAGAUUUUUCCA